CUUUAGUGCACGCCCGCCCUCGAACGGUCAGGUCACGCUGCACGCACACGCUGCACGCACACACGCAGUCGCCAGCCAGCCGGCCAGCAGCUCUCAACCACCGGGCCAACCCAUCCUUCCCUCUCUUUUUUUUCUUUUCUGCCUGUCACAGCCCGCGCCGACCACUUUGACUUUCCCAUACCCAUCUCGCUGCUAUUCCUCGCACAAGACCCUAUUCCCCCUGUCAUUUCCACUCCUCCAUUGCAGGGCUGAACAGUAGGUACAGUGCGAUACACUAUUGAGCACGAUACCUACGUACCUACUGCGCUGCGCUCCCUCGUGCAGUCACGAGCUGACAUUCGUGCCCCCUCCCUCCCCACUUUUGGUCCCCCCUCCGCCGCCGACGCGGCCCCCCGACAUUCUCCUCCAGGCGAGGCCAGGGACCCCCCGCUGCCGCCGCCGCCGCCACGGCACUCCUCCGAACCCGCGUGCGUUUCUGUCAUCGAACCGCCAGCCUGCAGCCCCCUCGCUCGAGUGCAGCCCAGUGCAGUGCAUCCAGGCACGGGUCACCUGGGACCUGCAAGGCAGCUCAUCGUCCGUCUGCGUCGACAGGCACGCUUGUUUGGUUUUUUCGACAUCGCCUUCCUCCGGGACAUUUACGCCCAGGAAAGGUCCCCGCGAUCCCCUCACUUAUUGGACGCCCGAGGCACCCAGAGCCAGCUGCGAUACUUCCAAAAGACCGCGUCUUGCCAGGAAAAACACGGCCCCAGGCUUCACUCGUCAACCUCGCCUCGCCCCUGGGCUCCUUUCCUCCGCUGUCCAUUUACAUGUUUUCAUCAUUUCACCUCCUGUUUUGUUCAAGCUGGCGUCAUGUCUGAGCCUGAACAGUGCAUCAUAUGUUUGGACCCUCUACCGCGCCCCUCGCCCACCGUCAACGGCUCCGCCACAGACGACGCAACCCUGACGGCUGCCGUCGCUGAAGCCGUCUCCGAGGACAACAACUAUCUCAACAUCGUGGCCGCGCUCGACGGCUGCGAACACAUUAUCCACGACACCUGCAUCCGCUCCUGGGCCCAAAAAACAAAUACCUGCCCCAUCUGCCGCGAGCCUUUCCACACAGUCCGCGUCUACAAUGGUGCCGAUGGCACCGCAAUCUCCGUGUACGAUGUCCAGGACAAGAAACAGGUGGCCGAGUUCGACGUCCAGCAGUGGCUGGCUCAGAACCCCGAGCCGGACGAAGACGAGGCCAGCAACCCUUGUCCCAUAUGCAACUCGGCCGACCGGGAGGACAUUCUGCUCCUCUGCGAUAGCUGCGAUGCCGCCUACCAUACCCACUGCAUCGGGCUAGAUUACAUCCCCGAAGGCAACUGGUACUGCAUGGAGUGUGCUCAUCUGUUCCAGCUGGCCGAUGAGCCCGAAGGGUCGGAGGCCGGCGCUCGGUCGCCUCGCCCACAGAGCGUUCGCCGGCCCAGUCCAAGGGGCAUUCGCGGGUAUCACGUCAGAACCAGGGAGCGUCUGAGGAGGGCCCGUCGACAAGCACGCAACGUCGAGUGGCAAGGCGCCUGGGGUCAGUUUGCCGGCAGAUUCUUCGAGAUGAGCGACCUCGACCUCGAUAACCACGACGACGACGAAGACCUCGAACAGUAUCGUUUGUUUCAACAAAAUGAUCAACGAGAGCUGCAGCGCUGGCAACAGCGGCUCAAUAUUGCCCAGCGCCUCGGUGCCCAAGAAGAGUUCGCCCCGAGCAUUCCUCCUCAGAUUAGCGAGCGCCUUCAGCCCGUUCCUCAGCCGGUUGAGGAAACGCGAGACGAACGGCGAGCGUGGGGCGCCCUCGACCGGGCACGAGAGGCUGAGACGCCUGCCACCAAUGGGUCGUCGCGGAAGCGGAAGCCUCGGUCUGUCACGGCGUCGCCAGCAGAGCCUGCCCAGGAGCCAGAACGGAAGUUGAAGAGGCCUCGUACCCGGCGACUACCCACCCAGCCCGAAGCAUCAACAUCGGCGUCAUCGCCAGCCACAACGGCCGGCCCCUCGACAUCGCGGCCAGCGAAUGGCGUAACUCUGAGAAACGGUCCCGGCCGCGUUGAGACGGAAACGCCUCUGGUUUCGUCGCUCUUGAAGGAGUUGGAGCCGAACGCCCCGUCCGAGGACGAGGCGGCGGUGUUGACGCCGACAUGGCGAGUGCCUCCCGAGGCGUCAUCCCCGGCCCUCUCGCCCUCGCCAUCGAAUCACAGCAGCCCCCGGGCGCUGUCCCUGACUCCCCCGCCGCUCCCUCGUACGAACGGUCGGGAGUCGUCCCCAACUUCGCUCAGCACACACAUCGAACCCCGAUAUCCACCAGCCAACUAUUCCCCCAGCCGGCCGACCAGCGACAACAGUGACUCGGACUCCCGACCAGGUCGAGCAGAGGUUCGGCCAAUAGAGUUGCGCCAGCCUCGUCCUCGUCGGCCACAGCAGAUUAGGCCGCGGGUAGAAGAGUCCUCGCCAACGCGGUUAGCCAUGACGCACGAGGAGAAGAAGAGCAUCAACGAUAUUGUCAGAGUCGCUCUGAGACCGCACUGGCGCUCUCAGAAGCUGACAACCGAGCAGUACGAGACAAUUAACCGUGCCGUUUCCCGCAAACUUUACGACGAGGUGAAGGACGCGGCGGCGCUAGACGACGAAUCCAGACGAGCGUGGGAGAAGAGAGCCACGCAGGAGGUGGCGCGAGCGGUUGCAGAGCUUCAAGCCUGAUCUCAGGAAGCAUCGGAGUUCUGUUAUAUCGGUUUGUUUCGCUGAGGCGUUGAGGGCAUUUCGGCAACGCCUGUAUCUUGAUACCCCACUUCAUGACUUGGCCCCAAGGGCAGAGCGUCUUUUCGGCAGGCAAACGCGGCGCAGAGAGAGUCCGUGUGCAGCAGGCGUAUAUGGUCAUAUUGGUUUUGAGAUGGGAUUGGCCCGGAUUCAGGGUACAGGGUCAUGAUUCAGGGCGUUGGACAUUGUAGUAGGAGCUUUCGAAUAUUUUUGGCGGGCAUAGCCUCAUCAGGGGCCAAGCAUAAGACAGCAAUGCGCACAAAUGUCACGAG
This is a messenger RNA of Purpureocillium takamizusanense, 3038 nucleotides long. RefSeq lists its product as uncharacterized. The record is from RefSeq and is a predicted model, not a curated record. The transcript is spliced from 3 exons. Bases 850 to 2709 code for a protein of 619 amino acids. NCBI's taxonomy places the organism in Eukaryota, Fungi, Ascomycota, Sordariomycetes, Hypocreales, Ophiocordycipitaceae. Gene Ontology annotation, molecular function: zinc ion binding.